This is a messenger RNA of Paramecium pentaurelia, 1912 nucleotides long. Lineage: Eukaryota; Ciliophora; Oligohymenophorea; Peniculida; Parameciidae. The record is from the annotation of a GenBank genome assembly.
AUGUUAUAAGAAGGUAUUACCUAAACAAAAGAAACCUAAUAAAUAGAACUCUUUGUAAGUUGUAGAAAAUUAGAUGAUCAUGUAAUGACCGUUUACGAUUCAUUUGUUAUACUCUAUAAAAAGAACAAUAAUUGUUGUAUGAAUUUGAUAUAAUUGAAUAAGGGAUCAAAAUAGAUUAAACUGAAAUAAUUUAGAAUAAUUAGAAUCCAAAUUUUGUCAAGACAUUCUUGUUUAAUUAUUAUUUCUAAGUCUAGUAAUAUGUAAAAAUGGAAGUUCAUAAUUAUAUAAGUUCAACAUAAACAUAAGUAUUAAUUUAAACUAUUAUAGAUUAUUGGUUAAAUAGAAACAACAAUGGCAGAAGUAAUAGGAUCUAAAAACUAAUUAUAUAAAGCUAAUAUAUACAAUUAAAAUGGUAGGAAAAGUGGAUAAAUUAUCUUAAAAGCUGAUCAGGUAAAAUAAUGUAAUGAAGAAUUUUGUAUUUCAUUAUCAGGAUUUAAGAUAAAAGGUAUCAAAUUAUGGUUUUGGGAUAAAAUUUAACCAUUUCUUAGAUUUUAUAGACUAAAACAUAAUGUUGAUAUACCUAUUUUAGUUUAUGAAACAGAAUUUGUAAAAGAUAUGUCUUAUAUUUAAUGGAAAGAUAUAUAAUGUUAAGCUUAAAAGUUAUGUAAUGGAAAUUAUUUAAUGUAAAUAAAAGUUGAAUUAUGGAAUUAUAAAGCUUCAGGUAAGCACAAAUAUAUUGGAGAAACUUCUUUUUGUAUUAAUGAAUUAAUAGAAUCAAAUAAAUUGAAGAAAAUAUUAUAAAAAGAAUUCUUAUCUAAAUUUUAAAUGAUUAAAUCUUCAGGAAUUCUUUAAUUUGAUAGAUUUUUAAUAAAAUCUAAUUAUACUUUUUUAGAUUAUUGUGCUGGAGGUUAAUAGAUUAGUAUAAUGCUUUCUAUAGAUUUUACAGCAUCAAAUGAAAAUUCUCAUAAUCCUAAUUCACUUCAUCAUCUACCUUCGAAUGGUUCACCUAGUCAAUAUUUAUAAGCAAUUAUUAGUGUUGUUGAAAUAUUAAUACAUUAUGAUCAUGAUAAAAGAGUUCCUCUAUAUGGUUUUGGAUGUAAACCAAAAAUGAAUUAUUAUAACACAAAUUAAACAUUACAUCUCUUUCCUUUAAAUGAUAAUCCUAAUGAUCCAGAGUAAGAAUUAUAUAUAAUUUUAAGAGUAUAUGGAUUACAUGGUAUUGUGGAAUGCUAUAAAAAUUCAUUGCAUAAAUUACAUUUUGAUGGUCCAACAUAUUUACAUCCAACACUAUAAAAAGCAAUGGAAAUGGCAUAAAAAUGUAAAGAUUAAGGAAGUGAAAACUAUCAUGUAUUAUUGAUUUUAACUGAUGGACAAACUGAUGAUAUGUUAGAAUCAAUAGAUGAUAUAAUAGCUUCAUCUUAUUUACCAUUAUCUAUAAUUAUUAUUGGUAUAGGGGAUGCUAAUUUUAAAAAUAUGAAGAUUUUAGAUAAUAAUAACAAAACUAUGGUAGAUAGUAAAGGGAAUAGAGCUAUUAGAGAUUUAGUUUAAUUUGUUCCUUAUAAUUAAUUUAAAAGUGAUCCAACUCAACUAUCAAAAAAAGUAUUAGAAGAAUUACCUAUAUAAUUAGUAGAAUAUAUGAAAUUAGUUGAUAUUCGUCCCAAGCCUCCAAUAGGUAUACUUAAAUAUAUUAUAAUUAGUUUCUCCAUAUUAAUUAUCUAAUUAGGAAAUUGAAUAAAGUCCUAUUUAAUUAAAAUAUGAAAAAGAAAAUACUUUACAAUAAUAGUAACAAGAAUCAGAAAUUUUAAAUAAUAGAUUGAAUAUUUAAGAUUAAUUAUUUAAAAAUAAUACUAUUACAAUAGAAUGUAAAUAAAAUUACUUAUUAAAUGAAUAUAAUUAGUAAUAAUUAUAAUGA